Arabidopsis thaliana (thale cress) is the source of this 2275-nucleotide messenger RNA. RefSeq names its product ACC oxidase 1 (gene ACO1). The coding region runs from base 380 to 1312 and encodes 310 amino acids. Gene Ontology annotation, molecular function: 1-aminocyclopropane-1-carboxylate oxidase activity. The record is from RefSeq and is marked reviewed. Gene Ontology annotation, biological process: ethylene biosynthetic process. The transcript has 3 exons. Lineage: Eukaryota; Viridiplantae; Streptophyta; Magnoliopsida; Brassicales; Brassicaceae.
GAAACUUCACAUAAAUGAUGUUACAAGGAAACACAAUGGGAGUGACCCAAAACCAUUAAGAAAUUAUGAAAAAUUCAAAAACUUGUGAUCACAUGGUUGUAUGGACUGAACUUGGACUUUUCUUCAAUCCUAUUGUUCAUUUUACAUUUCCAAAGCAGAUUCUUAUACAAUUUUUUAUUCAUUAAACGUAAUGAUGCUUCAAAUUCAAUGAGUUAACAGAAUAGUGUUGAAAGAAACUAUUGUUUUUGCCUCCAAGUAGGCAACUAUGCCUCCUAACACACAAGAGAAACAGAGAUUUAAUUUUCACUUAUGCCUAUAAAUACUCUUUCUAGAUUGCAUUCAACAAAUCUGUGUGUGAGAAAAAGUAAAUAAAAAAGAGAUGGUUUUGAUCAAAGAGAGAGAGAUGGAGAUUCCAGUUAUUGAUUUUGCAGAGUUGGAUGGAGAGAAGAGAAGCAAGACCAUGUCACUUCUUGAUCAUGCAUGUGAUAAGUGGGGAUUCUUCAUGGUUGAUAAUCAUGGAAUUGAUAAAGAGUUGAUGGAGAAAGUGAAGAAGAUGAUUAACUCUCACUAUGAGGAGCAUUUGAAAGAGAAGUUUUACCAGUCAGAGAUGGUCAAGGCUUUGAGUGAAGGCAAAACCUCAGAUGCAGAUUGGGAAAGCAGUUUCUUCAUCUCACAUAAACCAACUUCAAAUAUCUGUCAGAUCCCAAACAUUUCAGAGGAACUCAGCAAGACGAUGGAUGAAUAUGUUUGUCAACUGCACAAGUUUGCAGAGAGACUCUCCAAGCUCAUGUGUGAGAAUCUUGGUCUUGAUCAGGAAGACAUAAUGAAUGCCUUUUCUGGUCCAAAAGGUCCAGCUUUUGGAACAAAAGUGGCUAAAUACCCAGAAUGCCCACGUCCUGAGCUUAUGAGAGGGCUGAGAGAACAUACGGAUGCUGGGGGAAUCAUAUUACUCCUGCAGGAUGAUCAAGUGCCUGGUCUUGAGUUCUUUAAAGAUGGGAAGUGGGUUCCUAUACCGCCAUCCAAGAACAAUACCAUUUUUGUCAAUACCGGUGAUCAACUAGAGAUACUGAGUAAUGGGAGGUACAAGAGUGUUGUUCACCGUGUAAUGACAGUGAAGCAUGGAAGUAGACUGUCGAUUGCUACGUUUUACAAUCCGGCUGGUGAUGCCAUAAUAUCUCCAGCUCCAAAGCUCUUGUAUCCAAGUGGCUACCGUUUUCAAGACUACCUAAAGCUUUAUUCAACUACCAAGUUUGGAGACAAAGGCCCCAGACUUGAGACCAUGAAGAAAAUGGGAAAUGCGGAUUCAGCCUAGGAUGCAUCUGGAAUUUGACGCUUCUGUACUCACAUCAUAAAAACUUUGUCUUCUUCUUGUGUUUCCUUAUAAUUUAAAUAACCAGCCAUGUCAGAAUCUUGCUGAUUCAGCUAUACUACUUCACUCUUCUUUCUUCACUUCCACUUGAAAAGUUCCAAAGCCAAACUGAAGCAGUCUCAUCAAGCUCUGUGUCGAACUUGAGAUUAGACAAAGAGCUUGUAAUCUAAGCUCUAAGAUUGACAGUCAAUUUCAUGAUUUAUAAGAUGUAAUUCAACUCUUAACGUAAUCCACAACUCCGCCAUCAUCUCUUUCCAUAUUCUCUCUGAUUUGACUCAUUUCCUUCCCAAUUCCUAGAAUCAAACAAAUAGCAUUUCUAUAUCAGCAUCUAAAACUGAAAGCUAAGUGUGUAUUGACUCAAAAUUCUUCUCCAAUCGCAAUAAAAUCGAGAUGAGAAAAAUUCAUCCAUAUGUUUUGGUUCACACAUUCUAUCGAGCAGCUUGUGUGCAAUCCCAAUCCUCUGAACCAAAACAAAAGCUUAUCUCUUGACCAUUACCCGACAUUUCACUCAUCAGCCAACGACAAAUCCUGCUCCGAAACCUCUAAUGCUUGGAAAAGAAGAAAAUUCCGAUUUCCGAACAAUGGAACUUACUCCAUUUUGCAUUCUCUGUCGAAAGUAACAUACGUUCAAUGCAAAUGACCCAAAGUCGUCGGUGCCACGUGGAUAGUUCUCACUGGUUGAUGCAUUCGGUAACUCGCAGAAUGGAAGAAUAUUAACACAAAAGGCAUCUCGCGUAUCCACGUGUCCCGUUCAAGAUUCCAAAUUCUAAACCAAAAGCCGGUCCGACCAGAUUAACAAGUUCUCUUUAUUACAUCACAACCCAAAACUUGUUCAAAACCUAACUUUUCAUUGCUAAACAUAUUUUAUUCUGACAUUCACAUGUUAACUUUAAUCCAAUAUCUAAU